This is a messenger RNA of Prunus armeniaca (apricot), 249 nucleotides long. NCBI's taxonomy places the organism in Eukaryota, Viridiplantae, Streptophyta, Magnoliopsida, Rosales, Rosaceae. The record is from the annotation of a GenBank genome assembly.
AUGGACGUGAUAUCUGGAGGAGCAUCGCCCCGCAAGACAGUGGCACCUUUGGUGACGCUGAUCUUGGAAUCGGAGAAGGUGAAAGCGAUGGCGAGACAGCGGCUUGGUCAAGGCAUCAGCAAGUUGGUCAGUGGUGGGAACGUGAGAAACAUGGAGCAGACCACGAGCAACACGAUCCCGAACAAAUUGAAGAUCAAUUUCGAUAUAUAUUUGUGUGGUGGGCAGUCUUCCAACUUACAGUUUAAUUAA